Messenger RNA from Drosophila biarmipes, 242 nucleotides. RefSeq lists its product as uncharacterized. NCBI's taxonomy places the organism in Eukaryota, Metazoa, Arthropoda, Insecta, Diptera, Drosophilidae. The record is from RefSeq and is a predicted model, not a curated record. Bases 78 to 242 code for a protein of 54 amino acids. The transcript has 2 exons.
UUUAGCAAAUUGGAGUCCAAAAUCAAGGCAAACCGAACCCGAAACGUAACUCAGGACUUGGCGCACACUCAGUACCUAUGGGCAGUGGGAUUGUGGUGCAAUUGGCUCGAAAGUACGGCGCAGUGAUAUUCUUUCCCACUGUUGCAGUCGGCUCGAUAUACGCAGAUUGGUCGCACACCCGCGAGUGGAAACGCCAGCAGCUCCAGUUGGCACACAGCGCCCAGCUAAGGAAUCAGCGAUAG